Molecule: messenger RNA, 2328 nt
Organism: Nicotiana tabacum (common tobacco)
Lineage: Eukaryota; Viridiplantae; Streptophyta; Magnoliopsida; Solanales; Solanaceae
Source: RefSeq, a predicted model, not a curated record
UUAUAGCACCCGAAUCACAGUGGCGGGAAAAAAACCAGGAGUGAGUGAGUCAACUCGUUACUUCUAGGGUUUUUGAGAAAACGAAAAAAUCAGAGAGAAAAUCGAAGGGAGAAUGGAAAAGCGAAAGAGCGGAGGAAGGAAUAAUGGAGGAAUUGAGGAGAACACAAUGGCAAUUCUCGAUACUUCUGGUUUCAACCGAUACUCUCACCACCGUCUUGACGAUAGGCUUGCUUUUCUGGAAGCUGUUCGCUCUGCUUCGUUACUUCCUGAUAAUGGAACUCCGCCUACUAGCACGAUGUGGCAGGCAAUUUUCCAAAUUUUGAAGGAAGAGACUUCCCUUGAACUAAUAAUGGGAAGUUAUCAACUUCUAAAUGAGUUGGAUAAGCGCUUUCCUAGGUUGUGCUUGCCCGAAAUGGAGAAGUCAGAAUCAUGUCUGCCACCAACCAUUUCGAAUGAACCUGUUGUGGCUGAAGAGGCCUGGUGUCCAUUUACUCUUGGGUUGGAUAGGGAUGAUGAAAUAAAUAAAGGUUCGAGUGGAUCAAUUGACUCCGUGGUGAGCCAGAUCUUAUGUAAUUGGCUAUAUCACACAUUCACAUCAAUUUCUUAUGGCUUUCAUUCACUGAUACAAGAGCUUGGGAAAAUAGUCAACCAGAAAUCAAAAGUUUUAGAAACAGAGAUUUUAAGGAAGAUGUUACUACUUCACUACCUUGUCAGUGUGCUUGAAGCAGACUUUGUGCCUCGUAAUUAUGCAUUUAAAGAGAAGAUGAGGUGGACCCUUUUGCGGGAUUCAUUGCUCAACAUGCUUCUGGGGUCAAGAAAAAUAAUCUACAAAGGCUUAGUCAAGGACUGCCUGUUGGUUAUAUGUGAUGUAUUCUCUGAUUUAUCUGACCAAACUGAGUCCACCUCUGAUCUGGAUUCAGUGGCACCUCCCUUGAAGGAGAUAUCAUAUAUUGACACUUCUGCUUUUGCACUAGCUUUACCUGAACUCAAACGAUCUACUUGCUUCUAUCUGAAGAAGCUCCUCAUAAUGAUGUUGGAGCUGGAUACAUCACGGGAUGUGGCUGAUGUUCAAGGUCUUACCACCAGAGCUGAUGGUGUGAGAACACCUGCUGCAGAGAUCAUUUUGGAUGAGCUUGCUUACAAUUCUGACACGCUCUCCCCCUUUUUUCAGGUCUUUGAUGACCCCAGGUGGAAGCUAAAAAUGAUCAUGCCGUAUUUUCAGAAGUACAUUCCUAAGGCUUAUGCUGUAUUUUCAGAAGUACGUUCCUAAGGUAAAUGGAUUCUUCUAUCAUCACGAGAGAUCUUAACAAAUGUAAAAACAGACACUGGAAGUAUCUCCACUUAAUUCACCUGGUAGGAAUUAUGUAGUGGAAGGUAGGCUAGAUACAAGAAUUGGGACGCUGUUUUAGUCUAUCGAAUUUAGUUUCAUUAUGAAGCUUCGUAUUUUGUUAUUGGCAUUCUGUUGUUAUUGUUGCUCUGUUUUGUUUGCUUUUGCCUUUAGAGUCUUUAUAACUUUUUGGUGAUAGGAUACAUGUAAUAUGUUGGGAUGUUAGACAAUAUGCUCUUGAUACAUACCUCCUUUUCUGCUUUUGAAAAUACUUCUUUUAACCUUUUCUAACAACUUCUUCUAUCCUGCCAACCUUUCCGCUUUUUUGAUUACUGGUUUCAUGCUGCGAUCUUUGUGUGGCGCUUCUAAUGGCAGGCUUAUGUCAUACAAAGUGUCCUACCCUGCAAUUGAACAGUUAUGCUAUUUGUUCAAUGCUAUCCAGCUAUUCCACCGGGAUAAUCCACACUUCUUUAAAUUAAUCCGCUGUUGGAAAAGCUUAAAAAAAAGGGUUCUCUUUCUCCAUCUUGUAGGACAUUUUGCAUGUUUUCAUGAGAUGAGGACGUGAUCAUAUUUUGAUUCUUGCUGCAGCAUAAAGUCAAUUUCUAGUGACUUGGUACUUGUACAUGUUCGAAUGACAGUUGAGAUUUGUCUGUAGUGACAUUUUUCUGGAUGCUAUCUAGAUGUUCUCAGUCCUAUUUUUGUUGCACAGCAUGACACAUUCAGUUUUAAGGCAAGAAGUACACUCUUUUAUAUAUAAAUACAGGGAUGAGUUAUUAGUUUAUUUGUUAAGACAGUAUGUUCGCUAGAUGUCCAAGCCGCCAUGUCAAAGACUCAUAACCUUAUUUGAGAAGUCCUUGGACUCUGUAGAUAUUGACCGUGGAACUUUUUAUUACAGGCAUUAGCAUAUAGAAGAUGACCCAUUUCUCAUUCUAACAUUCCUUAUACUUCCUGUGAGAAUGCAUAAGAGAAAAACCUAUUUAUUAACAAUGAUACAAUGAGCC